AUGGGGAUCAGCAAGCACAAGCCCAAAUUCCGGAGUUACGUUCCUGAGGAUGAAUCACUGAAGGAGAACGUUGUUCCUGCAGCUAAACCUGGAGAUGUAGAAAGUGAAGUCAAGUCCCAACUAGAGGCAGCUAACUCCAAAGUGGUCAUUGAAGAACUGGACCUUUCAAAUUUGGCUCCUGGCAAACCAGACUGGGAAUUGGAGCGAGACGUUGCGAAGAAACUCGAGAGGUUAGAGAAGAGAACUCAGCGGGCCAUCACAGAAUUAAUUAGAGAUCGGCUCAAGACAGGACAAACGGACCUUGCCACCAGCGUCAACAUAGGAGCUCGUGCAACGCAGGAAGAUGUUGACGAGGACUAGACACUUGUAGAUCUUAGGUUGUAAAUAUCCAUGUAAAUAAUACCAAUACAUUUUUGUACUGAACCUAA
Molecule: messenger RNA, 428 nt
Organism: Macrosteles quadrilineatus (aster leafhopper)
Lineage: Eukaryota; Metazoa; Arthropoda; Insecta; Hemiptera; Cicadellidae
Product: coiled-coil domain-containing protein 12-like
Exons: 3
Coding region: 1-360 (119 amino acids)
Cellular component (GO): post-mRNA release spliceosomal complex; U2-type spliceosomal complex
Source: RefSeq, a predicted model, not a curated record